UCCACCAGACAAACACAACGUGGUAUACACAGCCACUGGGAACUUUGCUCUUUCACACACACAGGACACACACACUGGACACACACACACACACAUCGGACACACACACAAACUCUGGGAAGAUUUGUUCUUGCAGACCGCAGCAGAGAGACAGUUGUAAAUGUGCACGAGUCUGAGCCGUUCUGAUUGAGGAGAGAGGCGGGUCUUAUCUGCGUCUGGGGGGGAGGACCUUCGUGUCAGAUAACCAAUCAUGGAGAGGACGAGGGCGGGUGCAGCUGUGUUCCUGAUGCUGAUCUUGGGUCACCUAGGCAACGCUCUGGAGGUCCCACUAGACCUGGCGCAGCCGCCAACCAUAACUCAACAGUCCCCCAAGGAUUACAUCAUCGACCCUCGGGAGAACAUCGUCGUCCACUGUGAGGCCAAAGGGAAGCCACAUCCCAGCUUCUCGUGGACCAGAAACGGGACCCACUUUGACAUUGACCAGGAUCCCAAGGUGACGAUGCGACCCCGCUCUGGUACCCUGGUGGUGGACAUCAGUGGGGAGAAGGCCGAGACGUACGAGGGGAUCUACCAAUGUACAGCCAGAAACAAACACGGGGCCGCAGUGUCCAACAAUAUCAUCAUCAGACAGUCCAGGUCCCCCUUGUGGUCAAAGGAGAGGAACGAGCCAAUCAGAGUUCAGGAGGGCGAGGCUCUAGUGCUACAUUGCCGGCCCCCUGCUGGCCUGCCCCCCCCCAUCAUCUUCUGGAUGGACGUCAACUUCCAGAGACUGCCUCAGAGUAGCCGUGUGUUCCAGGCGUUGAACGGAGACUUGUACUUCUCCAACGUUCUGACGGAGGACUCGAGGAACGACUACAUCUGUUACGCCCGUUUCCCUCACACUCAGACCAUCCAGCAGAAACAACCCAUCACUCUCUUAGUGCUCAACCUGGAUGCAUUCAAUGAGACUGUUGCUGCUUUAUUCAAUGAAACAGAUUUUUUUAGUGACGGCUCGGCGGAGGAGAGGAAACCUACUUUCCUCAUCCCUUCUGGCUCCAGCAGCUCCAAGAUGGUGCUGAGAGGACAGGUCCUGGAGUUGGAGUGCGUCACUGAAGGACUUCCCACUCCAGAGGUCUCGUGGAGUAAGCUGAGCGGGGAGUUCCCUGACAAGCGUACCUCCAUCGUGACCUUCCAGAAGAUACUGCGUAUCGUGAACGUAUCCGAUGCCGACGCUGGCGAGUACCGCUGCACUGCCCACAACCGCUUGGCCUCCAUACACCACACCAUCCGUGUCACCGUCAAAGCGGCACCGUACUGGAUCACUACCCCCAGGAACCUGGUGCUGGCCCCUAGAGAGAAGGGUCAAAUGAUCUGUAGGGCCAGUGGUACUCCCAAACCCACCAUCAACUGGGCCAUGAAUGGCAUCCCCAUAGAGAAUUCACCUGAGGACUCCAAUAGGAAGGUGGAAGGUGACACCAUCAUCUUCGAGGAAGUCCAGACUGGAUCCAGUGCAGUCUACCAGUGCAACGCAUCCAAUGAAUAUGGAUAUCUGCUGUCCAAUGCCUUCGUCAACGUUCUCUCUGAAACACCCAGAGUAUUGACUCCAGCUAACCAGGUCUACCAGGUGAUCAGAAACAACCACGCCUUGCUGGACUGUUCCUCCUUCGGCUCGCCCAUCCCCAAAAUCACAUGGUUUAAGGACAGCCAGUCCAGCACCCUGGAAGGGGACCCCUACUUGCUGCAUGAAAACGGGACUCUGGAGAUAUAUGUGGCCCAGGCCCUCAACAGUGGGAAGUAUAUCUGUGUGGCCAGGAACACUCUGGGCAUCGCUGAAAACCACGUCUAUCUGGAGGUCAAAGAGCCAACUCGUAUCCUGAAGCAGCCGAAAUACAAGGUGGCCCAGAGAAACAGGAACGUGGUGUUUGAGUGUAAAGUAAAACACGACCCCACCCUCAUCCCCAUCAUGAUCUGGCUGAAAGACAACGGAGAGCUGCCCGACGACGAGAGAUUUCUGGUGGACUCUGACAGCUUGACCAUAACAGAUGUGACAGAGAACGAUGCUGGAACUUACACCUGCAUAAUGAAUACUACUCUGGACCAUGACUCUGCCAGUGCUGAGCUCACUGUCAUCGAACAACCAGACCCUCCUACUGACCUGGAGCUGACCGACAUGAAACCCAGGAGUGUCCAGCUCACCUGGAUACCUGGAGAGGAACACAACAGCCCUAUUCACAAAUUUGUGAUCCAGUACACAGACUCUCUCCACGAUCAUGGCCACUGGCACAACCUGACGCAUGUCCCGGGCAGCAAGACCAUGGCCCACCUCGAACUGUCCCCUUACGUUCACUACUCCUUCAGAGUCCUGGCGCUGAACGCUGUGGGUCUCUCUGAUCCCUCCAACCCCUCCCACAUGUACAAGACCAACCCUGCAGCUCCAGAUGAGAACCCCAGCGGAGUUAAAGGUUUUGGAAUUGAACAUGACAAUCUUAUGAUAUUGUGGAAGCCAAUGUCAGGCCUCCAGGCUAACGGUCCAGGCCUGCAGUACAAGGUGAUGUGGAGACAGAAGGAUGUGGACAAGAACUGGACGUCAGUGACCGUGGCCAACGUCUCCAAGUUCAUGGUCUCUGGGACGCCCACCUUCACACCAUACGAGGUCAAGGUUCAAGCCAUUAACAACAACGGGAUUGGCCCUGAUCCAGCUGUGGUCACUGGACACUCCGGAGAGGACUUGCCGGUGCAGGCUCCAGACAGUGUCCAGGUCCUAGUGUUGAACAGCACCCUGGCUGAGGUGCACUGGGAGCCUGUCCCACCGAAGACAGUACGGGGACAUCUCAAGGGAUACAAGGUGUAUUACUGGCUUGAGCGGAGCCUCCACAAACACAACUCCCACCGUGUGGAGCAGCAGCUUCUGACCUUCAGUGGGAACAAGAGUCAUGGCAUGCUCCCAGGCCUGCAGCCCUACAGCCUCUACCUGUUCAACGUCAGGGUUUACAACGGCAAGGGGGAGGGCCCCGCUAGCUCCAACCUGCAGUUUGAGACCCCCGAAGGAGUUCCUGGGCGGCCAUCUUUCCUGAGAAUCACCAACUCUAACCUGAACAAUUUGACUCUGGAAUGGGGUCCUCCCAACGACCGCAACGGACACCUCACCGGCUACAUCCUCAAAUACCAGCAAGUCAAUAACUCCAACGAGCUGGGUCCGAUGGAAGAGCUGGCCCUGCCGGCCAACAAGACCUCCGUCACGCUCCCCAACCUCAAGUACAGCACACGCUACAAGUUUUAUUUCAAUGCCAAAACAGGCCAGGGAGCAGGGCCCGUCAUUACAGAGGAAGCCGUCACUAUUAUGGACGAAGUCCUAAUGUAUCAGCCUUCAGUAGACGAGGUUGGAGGAGGGAACACCCGAACCCAAACCUCACCUCCCAUAGCAGGGUCUCCUCCACGCCACCCAUUCCACAAGGUGCAUCCAGCGGCUCCGGCAUUCAGGAACGUUAGCUCUUCCGUGGGAGAGGACGGAAUGCUUAUCAGUUGGGAGUACUGGGGAGCGGAAAAACAUGUUUAUCUAGAAUAUAUAAUUAAGAACGACAACACUCUCGGUGAAGAGGAGUGGCAGAAAGAGUAUGUAAAUGGAUCUCAGGCCUAUGUGCUGAAGGGCUUAAAGGAGGGCCUGUCCUAUAGGGUACGCGUGGUUGCCAAGGGUCACGACGACCAAGCGGUGCUCCACCAAUCAGAGGAGCUUUUGGUGACCGUUCCAGCUAUGCCAUCCAGACAGGCUGACAUCGCUACUCAGGGCUGGUUCAUCGGCCUGAUGUGUGCCAUCGCUCUCCUCAUCCUCGUCCUCCUCAUCAUCUGCUUCAUUAAGAGGAACAAGGGAGGCAAAUACCCAGUGAAGGAAAAGGAGGACGCUCACACAGACCCAGAGUUCCAGCCCAUGAAAGAGGAUGACUGUACUUUUGGGGAAUACAGUGACACUGAGGACCAUAAGCCGUUAAAAGGGAGCCGCACACCUUCUAACGGGACGGUGCACAGGGACAGCAGUGACGACAGUUUAGUUGACUAUGGAGGUGGAGACGGACAGUUCAACGAGGAUGGGUCUUUUAUUGGGCAGUACAGCGGAACGAGCUCCAUCAGGGAAACUGCUGAGGCCCCAUCCCCAGUUAAUACAACCGCUAUGAACUCCUUUGUGUAGCCAGUCAACUGGUCAGCCAGGCCACUAGGUGGCGCUACAGUAUAUGCAACUUUUUUGUGUAGCCAGGCCACUAGGCAGCGUUGCAGAUUCUUAUAUAUUCUUUGCGUAGCUAAUUAGACGUUUAUCCUCCCAGCCAAUAGGAGACACUGCGGUGACUGUUCCAUCCCCCAUAUCACAGGGCAAUCACAUCAUUGUGUGGCUUAUCAUCAUCAUCAUUACAUGCCCCACCCAUCUGCACCCAGAACUACCAAUGAGAACCACCCUGCUGUCACAGAUACAUAAGAUACACAUUGGAGAUACUAGAUACUCCUGGAGGACUACGAUUCUUAUACAGUGCAUGGAAAUCCUGAAAUGAUGUACAUCCAUAUAUUAACAUAUUGAGAUUAACACUAAUUAGUAUAUUACACGGAAGAUAUUGUCUAUCUUGGACUACUAUGCGGUUCACAUUUGUAUUAUUUACCAUAUUGUUUUUCCAGUCAAAGCGUUAUCUUGAUAUUAUUGUGUAUGUUAAAGGUACUUUUUGUCCCUCAGGGCCACGAUAAAGAGGCAUCAAUGUCUUUGUGGACCUAGUGGUGAAAUGAGUUACUAAAUGUAUGGCUAUUAUUCUAUGUAUUUUUGCAAGACGGGCAGUUUGUACAGUUUAUACAGUUGUUGUUGCAGAAAGGUUGAAUUAACAAUCACAUAGUGAAAGGUUGAAUUUACAGUAACAAAGGUAAAGGUUGAAUUUACAGUAACAAAGGUAAAGGUUGAAUUUACAGUAACAAAGGUAAAGGUUGAAUUUAUAGUAACAAAGGUAAAGGUUGAAUUUACAGUAACAAAGGUAAAGGUUGAAUUAACAGUCACAUAGUGAAAGGUUGAAUUUACAGUAACAAAGGUAAAGGUUGAAUUUACAGUAACAAAGGUAAAGGUUGAAUUUACAGUAACAAAGGUAAAGGUUGAAUUUACAGUAGCAAAGGUAAAUGUUGAAUUUACAGUAACAAAGGUAAAGGUUGAAUUUACAGUAACAACGGUAAAUGUUGAAUUUACAGUAACAAAGGUAAAGGUUGAAUUUACAGUGCAGGAUUUUGUCCUAAAUGUAUUAUUAUUUUGCUGCGAAAGCAAAUGCUGAUGUUAUACACGCCCUCAUGACGUCAUCCUCAUGACCUUUGACCUGCAUGUGACCUCAUUUCCUGUGGUUGCAACUCACAUGAUCUCACCUGACGGUGACCUUAUGGCUCUUCUUGUCAGACCCCAAGGGCAUGUACUGGCAUCCAACGGCAGCGUUUUUUUUGCUUUUCAAAAUGUCAUGUUCAUUUGUGGUGCUUCAUGGGUGGCCUUCAGCAGUAGUGUGCCUCAGAACUCUGAUUCAGUUCAGUCUAGAUUCAUUUAAAAAAAUACUGUUUUACCCAGAGUUCAGUGAGUGCAACGGGCACAAAGCCAGAGGACUGUGGAGUCACACUCUUGGGGGCAUGAGUUCAGUAGGGAGGGAUGAAACGAUGGAGGACAUCAUAAAGGAAGGAAUACUUCAUAUAGUCAUAUUUUAAAACGCUUUCCAGUGUUUUUUCUCAGAUAUGGGAUUUAUUUUCCUUCCAUCAAGUGGCAUAGGGCAGCCAUAUUAGACACAGCAAAUGCAUUUUAUGUUUAAAAUUCCUUGUUGUUUUCAAAGGUUCUGGUCAUCUAUGAAGUGUUUGUAAUUCUGUGGUGCGUGUGUGCACGUGUGUGUGUGUGUGUGCUGUUGUUGAGGGGAUAUUGGUCAUGCUAGGAAAGAGGUGCUCACUCGUAUGAAGUACAUUUGAGGGCCUUUGAGGUGACAAGGGUUCGCAAGCUAUUUUCUUUUCUUAACUUGCAUCAAGUUUUACGUUGUUGUUUUUUAGUUUUUUUUUACAGAAAUGUCAAUUAUUUGUUGAAUUUGUAAAUAUAUCAUUUUGAAUGUACAGAGAAACACAGCUAGAAGAGCUUAAAGGGAUGGUUCACCUAAAUUACAAAAUUCGAUGACAACCUGAAAGGAAGAACUGUGCAUGAAAUAGUUUGAGAGAGCUGUGUUCAAUAUAGGCUACUAUAUAUAUAUAUAUGUCUUUUUUUGUUUUUAUUUCUUUUUUCUUAGCUGUGAACAUUGUACAUUAUUGUAACUAACAGGACAAGAUGUUGCCCAUGAGUUCAGAUUGGAGUUUUUUUUCAUUUGUCAGCAAUAUAGUUGUGUGUUUCUGAAAUGUCACUUCUCUGUAUUAAAUGAAACCAUACAGUACUCAGUAAACUUUGAGAUUUAAUGUACUUUGGAGUGUUAGAUAAGUACUAUAAUGUACUAUAACAUUGUGGUAUUCUGCUUUAUGUGGGUUAUUCAAGCACAAAGUCUACCAAACUCAUCCACUUUGUGACAGUAUUGCAAAACGGUUGUAUUCUUAUUCAAAAACAGUUUCAAGGUUUUUACUAACAAUUUAUGUCUCUUUUCAUUUAUAUUUAAGUUUCUCCACUUUUAGUGCAAGAAUGAAGUGGAAAUAUAAUGAAUGAAUAAAAUCUAAUGAUCUGCUUUGA
Salvelinus namaycush (lake trout) is the source of this 6673-nucleotide messenger RNA. RefSeq names its product neuronal cell adhesion molecule-like. The coding region runs from base 251 to 4162 and encodes 1303 amino acids. Gene Ontology annotation, biological process: brain development; cell-cell adhesion. The record is from RefSeq and is a predicted model, not a curated record. NCBI's taxonomy places the organism in Eukaryota, Metazoa, Chordata, Actinopteri, Salmoniformes, Salmonidae. The transcript is spliced from 30 exons. Gene Ontology annotation, molecular function: cell-cell adhesion mediator activity.